This is a messenger RNA of Castor canadensis (American beaver), 1423 nucleotides long. RefSeq names its product DMRT like family C2 (gene Dmrtc2). The record is from RefSeq and is a predicted model, not a curated record. Gene Ontology annotation, molecular function: sequence-specific DNA binding. Gene Ontology annotation, biological process: regulation of DNA-templated transcription. Lineage: Eukaryota; Metazoa; Chordata; Mammalia; Rodentia; Castoridae. Gene Ontology annotation, cellular component: nucleus.
CUUGUGAGAAGGGGCGAGAAAACCAGCGCGAGAGCAGCCGUUCCUCUCGCCACUUUCUCGCCUCUUCUCUGGGCCUUCUCCUGGCUGAGUCUGGCUCCGCUCGAGGCUGUGACCCAUGGACCCCAAUGAAACACCUGCUGCCCACCACUGCCCUGUUGACUCGGACCCAGGGGGUGAGACCAGAGCCUCACAGAGCAUGGAGCUUAUCCCCAGGAGAGCUGUCAGUCGCUCUCCAACCUGUGCCCGCUGCCGCAAUCAUGGUGUCACUGCUCACCUCAAGGGCCACAAGCGCCUCUGCCUCUUUCAAGCUUGCGAGUGUCACAAAUGUGUCCUCAUCCUGGAGCGCCGAAGAGUUAUGGCUGCCCAGGUGGCAUUGCGCAGGCAGCAGGAGGCACAGCUAAAGAGGCACCUGGCUCAGGGACUUGUGAGAGGGACAGCCCCUUUCAAAGUCCCCAGCCGUGUCAAGAAGGGAGCCAUUGGACUGGGAAUACCCUCUGGAAAAGAGAACAUAGCACCACAGCCUCAGAGUCCCCAUGGGGCAAUUCCUCUGGCACUGACACCCCCUGGGAAGGAGAACUGUGGGCCUCUGCUGCUUAGCCGUCCCCCAGAAGCCUUGCCUUUGCCUUGGACUCCAGUGCCUCCUGGCCCUUGGGGCCCUGGACAUUGGCUGCCUCCAGGCCUCUCCAUGCCACCCCCCGUGGUGUGCCGCUUCCUAUGCCAAGAACCUGCUAUCCCUCUACAUCCUUUCCCUGGUUUUGACCCUGGCACCUCCCUCCGCUUGCCCACUCAUGGGUCCCUCCCAACUUGCCCAGGAUCUCGCUCGGUACUGACGACUCCUCUUUCUGGAGAGCCCCAAGGGCCCCCAAACCUGCCCCACACAUGCUCGACCCUGAUAUUCCAGUCCUGUGGCACCCCAGACUCUCUUCUGCUACAGCCACAGGCCCCUGGAGCGUCUCGCCUAGCCUGGACAUCGACCUCCUCAGAGCGGCAGUUGCAGCGGGAGGCAGCCGAGGCCCUUGUGGGUCUGAAAGAUUCAUCCCAGGCUUCCCGCCUGGCCCCUUCUGUACCCCCCAACCCUGCCUGGAUCUCCCUACUCCACCCCUGUGGCCCACCAGCUCCUGCUGGAGGAAGAGGAUUCCAGCCUGUUGGCCCCUCUCUCCGACCCAGCCCAACUCCCUCCGUCUCUCUGCAUAUUGGGCGUCUGGGGUCCAUCUCCCUCCUGAGCUAGAACCCAGAGGUGGAGGCUUCCUCACUGAGGCAGGGAGGCAAUAGCCUGUAAGCACUGCAUAUUUGGUAUUUUACUUUGGGAUUUUUGCAUGAAAUUUAACAUAGUACAAGCUUUUUUUUUUUUUUUAAGGUGCUUCAGUUAGCUUUUGGUUCCUUUUGUAGUGUGGGCAUUUCCUUGACCAAAGGUGAAUAUUCU